GCCAACACAACGUCAGUCGUUGCCCGAACGCGGUAGCGUGCGUUGCGGUUGUGAGUUAAGUGUGUUUUUAUCGAAUUUCAACACGAAAUUUGGAUAUCGUGAUAUUGUGCUGAAAAUCGCGAGUUCAUUGGUAAUUUGCAAGUUUUAUUUAGUUAUUGUUUUAGUGGUUUUUGUUUAGCUGAGUGAUUUUUACCUAUGAUACAAGAUGUAGAACGUAAAAGUAGCUUAUUUCUACUUUUAUUAAUACGAUGUCUGUUGACCAGGCGUCGCCAUUGGUGCCUAUAAAGCCUCAGAUCGCGCUGCAGAACAGUGCUUUUAUAAAGAACAGCCACAAUAGAAGUAGUUUUUGCGGCGUGACACCAUCGCCGACAAAUGGAAACAGAACAUUUAAAACAUUCGCCGUAAAUCGAAAGAGUUGGAGCGGAAACGUAACCCUUCCACUUCAGCAGUAUUCGUUGACCGAGGAGAGUCCUCAACUGGGUACUUUCCGGCCUGGCACAGGAACGUUUCCCAGGAAUCGGGAGCGAAAUAAUAACAGUGCCUCGAACGGAAUAUUAACACCUAACGGGAACUCGGUGCAGACGCUUAAAGGAAAUGAAGUGAGAAGGAGCGGAUGUUCUAACGGCCGUCGCUACGCUGAGAUCGGAAACUGGAAUAAAAGAAACGCAACAUUCCUAGAACCGCACCUGCAAGGCAUCAGAUGUCGAGACAGCAGAAGCUCCGACUCUGAUCACGAUGAGAGGUCCACAGAAGACGAUGAGAGAUCACUCAUUCGUGGUUCGCCUCGAACCCGACUGCCACCUCCACCGCCUCCGCCCCCCGAUGAUGAGCCGCCGCCGAUGAAACCUCGAGAGUUCUUCGAAAAGCUGCAGAGCAGAGCGAUGAAAGAAGCACAAGACAGGAAACAGAGAAGAGAGAUGGCUAUUAAGGAAGCUAAUCAACUCUUCCGACCUCUUGACACGGAUGGCAGUUUGGGCGACAGUCUUAGCCAGAGUCGCGAGACCUUAUCUUCAGACGAAGAAGGUGCUAAGGGCGACUGCUCUUCAGUAGGAUCGUCAGUAUCCGACUCGGAGGAGCAGCCACCGUGCGACAUUGGAAUACUGGAGAGACUGAUCCGGACGCACCCCGUAUGGUUCCUGCCUGGGAUUCAACGAGCUGGGGCCUUCCACCUGUUGCAGGGGAAGGAAGAAGGGAAUUUCGUAGUUCGACAAUCGAGCCAGCCAGACACAAUGGCAAUAAGUGUCCGUCUGCCAGCUGAGAAAGGGCCUUACAUCGAACACUACCUCAUACAAGCCUCCGGGGGUCAAAUUGGUCUCGAGACUUCACACAACCGAUUCGACAAUAUACCAGAGUUGAUUGCACACUACUCGCAGUGUUGUGAUGAACUCCCGGUACAACUACAGUUACCAAAACCACUACGAGAAGCAAAGAGCCGACAUCAGCUUAGUUCACUAGCUCUGUUAGGGCAAGAGUUUUGGGGAUAUCCUAUGGCGAACCCAAAGAACAACCCAGGCAAUCUGCUUUCACCAUGCCAGCUAGCUAAUGGUGUGGUUCCAAUGGCAAUUACUCCUUCCGAUACUGGAUCUAGUCUUAGCAGUUUUGCAAAUACGAGUAAUUUGAAGGAGCAUAUUUUCAGUCCUGAGAAAGAUCAAAAUAAUGUGCUUAAAAUGUCACCAGUAGAAUCAGGGUCUCCACCAAGCCAAAGUUUAAGUACGUUUAAAGGAAAAAAUUCACCAUCACCACCGGCGAAACCAAAUGGCACUUUUGUUAGAGCACCUCGACCAACACCACCGAAUACUUUGAACCUUAUGUCGAGCACAGCACACAUAACACAGCCUCAUACAUUCCCAACUACAAACGCCCAUAACCAACCUCAACUUUCUCCCAAUCAAAUUUGCACCAAAACUACCCCGCCACCUCCACCGCCACGGUGGGCAAAACCACCAUUUUCCAAAGUUUCCCUAUCCCCUAAAUCUGAGGCUAUAGCUUUCUCACCGAUUAACAAGGCUUCAAAUGGAAAUAUAACAGUAACGACCACGGUUACAUUUAGUGUAAAUAAUACACAAAUCCACAAUCAUCAAAUAAAUGAGAGCAUACAAAGUGAUUGCCUUCAACUAACGCUUGCAUCUAAUACCACCAACAAUAAUCCUAGUACCAUGUUCAACCUUAUGGAUACAGGGAAAAAUAUUGUUGAACAUAAUGGAGAUGAGAACAUGUUACAUCGAUUAUCACCAGAAGGGGAAUCCAUAAGUUCAAUGACAGCAACAUUGCACGGAAGCUUUAAAAGACAAAUAGCUGAACAAACGACUGAACCUGCAUCUCCAAACGAGCAAUCUCAAACCAAUACCUCUGAAUCUAUCGACCCUGUUGUAAACUCACUCACGAAAUCAACAAAUACCUUUGCACCUAACCAUUUAGUCUCACCAAACGGUACCAAUUCUGUAACUAGUGGCAUUUUUUCGCCAACAAGUCAAAUCAAUUCACCUGUAUCAAAUGAUACGAUUUCUUCAAAAAGUGGUGUAUUUUCACCUCUAAGUCAGACAAAUAAAAGCGAAAUCUUUUCACCGAUGUCUAGAAGCUCACCUAUUUCAAAUAAAAUAUUCUCGCCGAUUUCAAAUAAAUCUAUAAUGUCACCGAUGAGUAAUAAAGAAAAAGUUUUAUCACCUAAUAUGAGCACAACCAGUACGACGCCCUCAGGUAGACCAAGAAGAAGUAAACACUCCCUACGAAAGGAGUCCAGACAUUACCAGGAGUCAGAUAUCCUUGAAUCACCAGGAGUGUAUUACCGAAGUUCGUUGAUGGAUAAGGUUAGUGAUUAUGAAGAUAUAUGGGGACCAGAAGGAAAUAAUUGUUCAUCGUUUAAGCCUACGAAAGCUGAUAGUGACAUUGUUUCAAAUAAUGGCUUAAUGAAAAGCAAGCGACCUGAUCUCCUGCCGGAUACUUUACCUAAAUUAACUACAGCGAAAAGCACUCAAUCUGUUACCGAUAAAGAGAAUAUGAUAAUACUUAAUUCUUUAGAAAGCUUAGACGAAAAGAAAAACCUGUCUAACAAUUCUCUUAAAAAAAGUUUCAAUGAUUCCAAUGAAAUUAUAGCAACAACUAAUAGCAAAGGAGAUGUUAUACCCAAGAGGCCUGAUAAAUUAAACAUUACUCAAAAUAUGAAUAAGAAAUUGACGGAAGAAAUUGAAGCUGCUUUGAAGAAUAGAGAAAAUCAUAACGCUGAGAGUAUGGAAACAGUAAAACUGGAAGAUGAAAAUUCAAAGGACUUUACUGGCGAGGAUUCUGAGAAAGACCAUGCUGGAAGUCCAUUCUAUGCUGACCCUGUCGAUACUUUGAAAGAGGCAUCUUACCCUCCAGUACAAAGAAGAAAGCUAUUGAGAGUUGGUGUCAACCUCUCCCAAAGAUAUUCAGAACCUCCAAAUCAGAAUCAUCCUUAUUAUCCUCUUCGAGACAUGCAUAGCAUUGAAGAACUAUCACCGGCGUCGCCUAAUACAUCUACAUCGGUUGAUAACCUAGUAUCACUACGAAGUAAACCAAAAAUGAAACCUGUGGAACCUCCUCGAGUUGGUACUAAACCUCCAAGUGGAAAAAAUGAACACACGUGGACUGUAGACUCGAGCUGGCAGUUCAUAAAUAAAAACGAUGAUGGUGCAAACAGUGAAAACGGUACGUUUCCAUCACUUGCGGAGCAAGAAAGCAGGUUGAGUGGAAUCGAUGACGCGGUACAGCAUCUAACUGUACAUGAAAUUGUUGCCCAAAGGAUGCCAGAUUUGAAACUGACGUUGGAACCGACAGCCUUACCCGAAGAAGUACGGUCGCCACCCAGAGCUUCUUGCUAUGACAAUGUUCAUGAUCUAAGACCAUUGUCUGAACAGGCUAGUGAUGAUGGGACGGUAUUCUCAGAACCGUGGGACAGCACACAGUGGGAUGGAUUGCUUCCGUCAGUUAGUCAGCAAGGCUAUGAAAUGGAGGAGUGCUGUGAGUGGGACUCCCCACUUCCCAGACGACAUCCUGUUGCUGCAGCCAAGGCGAAGAGCUUCAGAGACAGACUGGAUCCCUUACUGGCGGCGGGUCGCGUGCGUGCUCUACGUGGCGGACGUACGUCGCGUGGGGCGGGGGCUGCACUACGAGCGUAUGCGCUCCACCUCGCGCAGGACAAGAGCACGACCUUUGCGCAAAAUGUGGACAACUUUAUCGCCUGCACUCUUGACUCCAAGGAAACCUGCCCACAGGUUAUGAUGAGGAACAUGCGACAAUUUAUGUCUGGGAUGAAGAACUACCUCGUGAAGCAUGGUGAACGAGAGUUUGAGAAAGAAGUUGAGAAGGAGCGGCUGAAGCUAAAACCAACGGAAUUCCUUAAUAUUGAUGCCAUAUUAGAAGGCGUCAUGCAUCGUUUGGUAGUGCGACCAUUACGAUCAAAACUAUAUUCAUUGCUGGCUUCUUGGCACUCCACCGAUGUCAGACGGUUGCAUGCAGCAAUUGAACGUGCUCAACAUGCUACACCCUUGCAACUUGGUAUAAAGGAAUCAACAAAGGUGCCAUCCUCGGCGGUGUUGGCAGCCAUCUCUAAACAUUUCCUCAAAAUGCAAGAGGCGGACUCACCGCUGGACAAACUGGAGAACCUUCUUGCAGCUGUAUCUGUGAUGUUCAAUGCGAUCAAAGGCGAGCGUACUCUGGGAGCUGAUGAUUUGCUACCAGUGCUGGCGUGGACAGUCGCCAGGUGUCGCCUGGUUUGCGCAGAGCUGGAAGCGGAGUUGAUGGCUGGCCUGUUACCAGCGGCGCUGCUGGCAGGAGAAGGGGGAUAUUAUCUCACAGCGCUGUUCUCUGCGGUUGCAGUGCUGAAGAGACUGGCCCCUGAACCAGGACCAGAUAGUACAGCCCCAAACUCUCAGUGGCGCCGACGCUCUCAGAGUGAAGGCUGCGAGGUGGCGGUGGUGCGCGUGGCCUUGCCGGACGAGUGCCGCGGCUCCAUCCGCCGCCUGGCGCUCCCGAGCCGGCCCGGGGCGCGCGCUCGCGACCUCUGCCGGGCCCUGGCGCAUGCUGCUUCUAUCACCAACCCUCAGGACUAUGCGCUCUUUGCGCUCCACGAUGGACAAGAAACGAUGUUAAAUGAAAAUGACUGCCCACAAGAAGUGAUGUCAGAGAAAAGUGGACAGAACUUCAUACUGGCGUACAAGAGAAUAGAUGCGAAAAUUGCUUGGCCGCAACAAGCCUUACUUUCUUACCCGUAAUCUAUAGCUCAGGCUGUUGAAAUCUCACUUAUGAAGUUGAAUUUAAGUAAAUUUAAGACUUAUAACCAUUUUUAACUUGCUCAUUUAAUUACAUUGAUAAUAAAUUACUAUAUUUUUGUCAUCGUAAAGAAAUAAGUGAUAUUUUCUAAGAUACUAACCACGUUUUAGACUCGCUUGCGUUGGAGAGGAGUAAUCUGGACUGUGGAUAAAGUUUUGUAUUAGAUUUUAUACAUUUAGAACACUUUAACUUAAACCUUUAAAAUAACAAACAAAACGCAGAGUAAAAGAAAUGCGAAACUCUGUGUCAAUUUACUUUAAUCUAUUUUUAUUGUCAAGUCGUAAACAGUCAGCCACGCGUGGCAUUAGCUCCUUAGUAUUUUGAAUGUUAUACCACUAGCUAACGCACACACUGACAAAUAUAAUUAAUAAGUCAGGCAAAAAGUUUUAUGUAAAUUUUCAGUUGAACGAUGUACAAUUUGACGUGAUAUAUUGCCAUCUAAAGGCCAGUUAUGUCAAGUGGAUAUCGUAAAAACAACUCAAUGAUAUACCCUCUGUUAUGCAAAAUUUCUAAUUUAUUCAUCACAUAUUUUAUUUCCCGGAAAUAUACAUCACGGCGUUAAGGAAAAAAGGAUAGUUAUAUAGUUUCGUAUUCAACAGGGAUGAACACGAGGUUUAUUUGGCGCCCGUCUAUCAUUCUAUUAAGGAUAUGAUUUUUUUACAAUAUUACUAAUCGUAUUCCCAUUUUUACAACGAUAUUAAAAGUAAUGGUGGUUGCGGGCGUACAUUCAAGAAUAAGAGAGCAUGUAUGAAAGGCCAUGUGGAAGAAACCAUUGAGUCAUCUAGAAAGAAAUUCGAAUUUUUAUCCGCACCUGGUUUUUAGGCUUGAUAAAAUGAAGAGACGACAACAUCCAUUUUUUGUUUAGUUAGUGACAUGCUAACCUGUUGGUGGCUUACGUAAUAAAAUUUUUGAAAAUUAGCACUGUCCCAGGGCAAGCUGAUUAAGUUAUUUUAACAUUGUGUAUUGAACGCAGUGCUGACAGUGCUUAUAUAGCGUUUGACACGAUUCAUGAGUAUAAAUAUUGCGCAGAUACUAAUACUUUUGCACACAUUGACAUUGGACUGAGCUACGAAUGCUGAUUGUAAAACAGGUGCGCGAUCGCUAUUGUGAGAGCAUAUCGCUUCAUAUCCACCAGACCAUUUAUUAUGAUUAUGAUUUAGAAAAUCUACUGUCCCAUUCCAACGAUAUACUCCUUUGCAAUGCAAACCCUGUGUUAUUUAAUAAACGCGAAGUGAAGUUAUUCCAUUUUUUUUUAUCUUACCUUUGCCACCAUAGAAUUACAUGACAGGGAGAAGUAAUUUAAAAACUUGGAGUAACUUUUCAUUGCGUUUAUUAAUGAGGCAGUAAAAGUCUACAAACCUAAUACUAUUAUAGGUUAUAAUACAAUUCGUACCAAUUAAUAAGUCUUUUGGCUGAUUCGAUCAAACUGUAUUCUGGGCACUGCAGAAAAAGUUACUUUAAACAAGAUUUCUCAACCUUAAAACCUCUCAACCUGAAAAAUAUUCACUGCAUUUGAUUAGGUAAAUGUAUUUUGAAAAUUUUACAAGUUUAUAGCUUUGUGCACAAAAAUGAAGGCUGAGAGAAUAUGGAGAUCUAUACUAUUAUUUGAAACAUAUGAGCCAAUAAGGUAGAAAUAGGUUGAUUGAAUCAUUGCCUCUGUAGCUUUUUUACUCAACGUAGGUAUGUUUCGUAUAAUAACAGACUGAAUUCUUUUCUUAGUAGUGUUUUGUGUAUAGCAUUUAGUUUAUUGAUUUGUGAAUGUUACAGUUAAGUCACAGAUUCAGUUAAUUUAUUUAAUAAAAAACCUUAUAAAGGUAAAUUGGGGUGUAUGUAUAUGUUCCUAAAACUUCAAGUACCCUGAACGAACUUACCAAAUUAGUUUUAUUUUAAGUUUAGAUACUUUCUAAAAUUGAAAAGCGUCGAUUCUGACUAACUUCUUUAUAAACUGUGAUGUAUUUUGUAUUAGCUAUGUAACGUUUUGUAUUAAUUGUGUAUAUGCGUAGUUUUCUUAAUAUAAUUUAUUUAUAUUUAGCUUAAGCUCCUGUGCAACUCGACUCUUAAUAGCUGGCGUUUUAAAAUAUCUUAGUUUUUUGUCUUAGAUGCUUCUAAAAUCGUUAGAAACAAAAAUCUUAAAGAAGAAUGAUUAUCGAUCGCCUAUUUUAGCUACAAAAUUAUAAUUAGUAUUUUUGCUUUUAUUAUUAAUUGUAAAAACAUCUAUUUUUAAGACUAAUAUCGUUUUAAUUUAAUUUCGUAAUCCUAGUCACAUAUUUUAUUAACUUAUUUUAUAUUUAAAUCAUGCUUUGUUGUCUUUUAAGCAAUAUGAAAUUAAGUUAAAGUAAACCAUAAGAUAAAUAGGUUUAUAUGUCUGGUAAUGAUAGCUAACUCGUUUUGCAUAUGAAGAUAGUUAAAUAAUACAUAUAAAAAAGUAUAGGUAGUGCUUAAACCGGGCAAAAGUAUCUUAUCCUGCCAUAACUGUCAUAAUUAUUUUCCAUAGACAACUGCAAUAUAACUUUUGACAUAUAACACUUCAUUACAUUAUCUGUGGUAUUGCCAAAUAUGUACAAAUAUUAAGAGAUGCAUUGUGCUUAAAAAUAGGGAAUAACUUUUGUUAAAAUUAAUUAAAAUUGUUUCUAUUUAAAUAAGAAUAUACUGCUUACUCGAAUAAUAGAUUUUUUUUGGCAUUCUCUUUGUUUUCUAUAGAUUUUCAAAAUAUACCUAUAUCAAAAUUCGGUUUCCUUAUUGCCACAUCUAUUUCGUUUCAAUAAGAGUGGUCAGGGUAAAUGUUUCCACGAUUUGGCAAUACUACAAUUAAUUAUAAUAGCAUAGAGCAUUUUUUCGCAUAUACCGCAUAUUAUAGCCUCAGUAACAUACCGCAUAUUGUAUUUAUUACAUUCUCUUGUAUUAAACUUAAUUAUAUAUAUAACACGUGUAUUGUGUUUGCAUAAGUCAUUAUGAGAAUAAAAUGAUUUUUUACCAUUA
Molecule: messenger RNA, 8268 nt
Organism: Leptidea sinapis
Lineage: Eukaryota; Metazoa; Arthropoda; Insecta; Lepidoptera; Pieridae
Gene: spri
Product: protein sprint
Exons: 24
Coding region: 249-5231 (1660 amino acids)
Biological process (GO): signal transduction; vesicle-mediated transport
Cellular component (GO): cytosol; endocytic vesicle
Molecular function (GO): guanyl-nucleotide exchange factor activity; small GTPase binding
Source: RefSeq, a predicted model, not a curated record